UGACACGCAGCGCUGUGGAUCUGACGGCUGCUGCCUUCAUCUGAUAUCCAUGAGGUUUUGGACAGAGAUCCUGACGCUGAAUUUAUUUCUGGGGACUGUUUUUUUUUUUUUUACAUACAUGCAUGUAGUAAGUGCUAAUAUUAUCAGAGGACGCGGUCUGAUCCGUGUUAUGACGCGGAGGAGGGCGCGCAGCUGAACGCGUGGACAGAGCGCGCAGUUCCAGAGGAGGUGAAGGAGGCACCUUGCAUCCAGACAUGGGGGGCCAGGUCACCAGGAAUACUUUGUACGAUUCUCUGAACGGACCGUUUCCUUCAACAUCCCAUCGAUGCCACCACAAGUCCAAACGCUGCCUGCCCGUCCAGCCAUGCGGGAAUCUGUCCUCCUUCCCUCUGCUCUUCCACCCCAGCACCAAGGGUUCCCAGAUCAUCAUGGACCUGGCCCAGAGAGCCGUCAAAAGACAGGCCAGCUUCUGCAAUGCCAUCACCUUCAGCAACAGGCCGAUCGCUAUUUACGAGCAAGUUCGACUAAAAAUAACUAAGAAGCAGUGCUGCUGGAGCGGCGCACUACGCCUUGGUUUCACAAUUAAAGACCCAUCUAGGAUCAAUCCAGACACAUUGCCCAAGUAUGCCUGCCCCGACCUGGUCUGCCAGAGUGGCUUCUGGGCAAAAGCCCUUCCAGAGGAACUUUCCAGUGAAGGCAACGUCAUCUCUUUUUGGGUGGAUAAGAAGGGCAGAGUGUUUUACCGAAUCAACAACUCCCGCCCCAUGCUCUUCUUCAGCGGCGUACGUGUUGCCGAACCUCUCUGGGCUCUUAUAGACGUCUACGGCCUUACCAGAGGAGUCCAGCUGCUAGACAGUGAAAUGGUUCCCCUGGACUGCUUACGUCCUCGAUCCUUCGCCACCACCCACCGGGCCUCAAUACGGCGGAACAGUCACGACCCUCGCCUCUCCAUCAGCCUCUGUGACCUGAGCCUGCAGCAGCAGGAGAUGCAUCUAGACGAGGACGACGAGGAAGAGGAACGGCUGCAGCCCUUGAGCUCCACCUCUUGUCAUGUGCCCCAGAACUCUCAGAACUCCCAGCAGAGCUCACUGCUGCCCAGCUACUUGGACUCAGAUCUGCAGUUUCACGCAGUGCAUGGCCUCCAUGUUACCACGCUGGAUAAGCACAACGUGACGCGGCUGGAUCACCGUGGUGACGAGCGGACCCUGGUGUUUACCAGCCGUCCGAUGCACUGCUCAGAGACCGUCUUUGUGAAAGUUAAAGCAGGAGCCGCCCGGGCCGGGUCACUAUCUUAUGGAGUGACGUCAUGUGACCCAGCCACAUUGAGGCCAAGUGACCUCCCAUCUAAUCCUGAGUCCCUGGUUGACCGCAAGGAAUUCUGGGCCAUGUGUAGGCUGGCAUUGCCACUCCACAGUGGAGAUAUUUUGGGCUUUGUGGUAAAUGCAGAAGGAGAGUUUAUGAUGAGCCAUAAUGGAAACAGGGCUGGACUGCAGCUAUGCAUCGAUAACUCCAGGCCUCUCUGGAUGUUCUUUGGCCUGCAUGGCACCAUCACACAACUCAGGAUUUUAGGAUCGUCUUUGCAUCCAGAGCAACGAGGCCCAUCAGUGCCCAGCUCACCAUCAUGUACCCCCACCACCCCAACAAUCCUUAACAUCAGCAGCUCGGAGUCCAACCUCAACAACCCUCUGAACAUUAAUCUCAAUUCAAGCCUUAACUCCAACUACAGCACACUAUUCACAUCCUCCACAGGUACAACCCCGAGCUCUCCGUUUUCAAGCCAUCCAGAAUCCCCUACCUUCCCGCCUUGUUCCAGCCCGUGGAGUGACGAAUGCACCAUUUGCUAUGAGAACAUGGUGGACACCGUCCUCUACGCCUGUGGACACAUGUGUCUCUGUUACACGUGUGGUCUAAAGCUCAAGAAGAUGUCUAAUGCGUGCUGCCCCAUCUGCAGGAGGACAAUCAAAGACAUCAUCAAGACCUACAGAAGCACGUAGGCUUGUGCUGGAGGACAUUAAGCUCAGCUUGAGACAUGAUCGAAACCAUGACAGACUUUAAAGAUAGAGCACAAGUGUGUGUUUGUGUAUGUGUGAUCAGGCUCAGGUACUCAAAGCCAGGACUUGUUAUAAAUGGCUAAUGUGUCACCAUUUUAAAUAACGUGGAUCAACAGAAGUAAAAUCUGUGCUGCUGCAAAGACAAGGCGACCGCACACCUUUGAGCCACUUGUGCUGAAGAGAAAGAGCUAUCUGAAGAGCCAUAUGCCCCACUUCCUGCGGAGCAACCCCUCAUUCCUGCCAGUGAUAGCACCAUCCAAGUAAAGUAAGAUUGUCCAGAGCUGUGGAAAAUAACAAACGGCAUCAAUCUGCGGCUUCGCCAGCUGCUCCUACACUGCUUGUCAGGAAGCAUUGAGUCAGAGUGCUGUGUGAGAGGGAGAAUCAAUUCUCGCCUAAAUCUGAGAGAAAAUCAAAGAGAAGAGAGUUUUAUUUGAGGUUUUCAGAAGGCAUCUAGAUAUCAGAGAAAAAUAAGUGAGAGAGACUGAGAGAGGUUUUGGGUCAGCAAUAUUAUAGGAUAAAGCCUAAACCAUGGAGAUACAAAAUAUUUCAGAUAACUGAAGUGUUUUCCCUGCACAUGUCUGCAUCUGCAAUUCUUCAAACUUCAGGUAAAGUGGCACCAAUAAAUUAAAAGUGAAUGAUUUCACUGCUGAAGGACACGUUUGUGGCGAUGGAUCAGUGACGCCGGCGCUAAAGCAGAAAGAUGAUUCACAUUUGAGAUGGAAACAAGAAGGGGGGCGGGGGGGAUGUGUAGCGGCGUGUGCCUGUCAUGGUGUUUAUUCAUGCAGAUGUUUUGUUUAAUGGCAGCCGCGUCCACCUUCUCCGGCUGCUCGCUAAAACUGUUGGAUUGCAUAAAAGUGAUUAGAUUUUUUUAAUG
Messenger RNA from Nematolebias whitei (Rio pearlfish), 2925 nucleotides. RefSeq names its product E3 ubiquitin-protein ligase NEURL1. Gene Ontology annotation, biological process: negative regulation of Notch signaling pathway; nervous system development. The record is from RefSeq and is a predicted model, not a curated record. The transcript is spliced from 6 exons. Gene Ontology annotation, cellular component: plasma membrane; postsynaptic density. Gene Ontology annotation, molecular function: ubiquitin protein ligase activity. Lineage: Eukaryota; Metazoa; Chordata; Actinopteri; Cyprinodontiformes; Rivulidae. Bases 255 to 1994 code for a protein of 579 amino acids.